Passer montanus (Eurasian tree sparrow) is the source of this 7754-nucleotide messenger RNA. RefSeq names its product malate dehydrogenase 1B (gene MDH1B). Gene Ontology annotation, biological process: tricarboxylic acid cycle; oxaloacetate metabolic process; malate metabolic process. Gene Ontology annotation, molecular function: L-malate dehydrogenase (NAD+) activity. NCBI's taxonomy places the organism in Eukaryota, Metazoa, Chordata, Aves, Passeriformes, Passeridae. The record is from RefSeq and is a predicted model, not a curated record. Bases 407 to 1846 code for a protein of 479 amino acids. The transcript is spliced from 8 exons.
GUUCGUGGUGGCGGGUGAGGCGCGAGCCGGGAGCCGGGCCGGGCGGCAGCGGCACCGCCACCUUGUACCGGGAGCCGGGAGCCGGGCCGGGCGGCAGCGGCACCGCCACCUUGUACCGGGAGCCGGGAGCCGGGGGGGUGCAGCUCGCCGUGCUCGCAGCAGUCGCCCCAGUCUGCGGGCUCAGCCCCGUGCCCGUCUUUGCGGCUCUCCGGGAGCCUCGGCGGUCCCGGGUCAGCGUUCCCCCUCACCCCGGCAGUGAGGCGUCGGCAUCUCUGCUGCUGCCCCACAGGAGUGGCCUCCUCGGCCCCUUGGGCGCUGGCUCGGGGGUCUUUUUCACCUGCAGAAUUACUUUUCCUUAGCUGGCUCACGUUAAACAAUGUUUGGUCUUUUAAGCCCUUGUCAGUGAAUGACAAAAUCUUGCCAUUGUGCUGCUGUUGCUAUGUUCACAGGUAAGGCAAACUGCCCUUACUAUGCCAAAGCUGAACUCCUGGCUGACUAUCUCCAGACUAACUUGCCCAGCUUCAGGGUUCACAAGAUUACUCAGCACCCUGACAAGUGGGAGCAGUGGCUUCAUGACAUUUGUGAAACAAAUGGAUGGCAACACAGCCAGUCUCCUAUCAUUUGGAGAGAACUGCUGGACCGUGGAGGGAAGGGUCAGCUUCUGGGAGGACUUAAUGAUUUUCUGGAAUAUGCUCAGCAAUAUUACGGCAUCACUUCCAUGAUGCUGAGUGAGGAAAUGUUAGACAUUGCUGAGGAGAACCUGCAGGCAUAUCUUGAAAUUGUAAAAGAGGAUGAAGAGAUUAAAAGUCUUAUCAAUCCUAUGCAGAUCUGGAUUACCAGUGCAUCAGUUCCAAUCUGUUAUCAUCUGAUCCCACUGUUGGCAAAUGGAGAAGUGUUUGGGAUGACCACAGAAAUCAGUAUCCAUUUGCUUGACAAUGAGCAGUUUAAAGAAAUUCUUCGCAGUAUUGUAAUGGAAGCUGAAGACAUGGCAUUCCCACUUCUCCGCAGUAUUUCAGAGCACACAAAAAUAGAUGAGGCUUUUAUUGAUGCUGAUAUUAUCAUUGUUCUUGAUGAUGUCCUCCUAAACCUUGAAAUCCAAUCCAUUGAGAGCUACAUCAGAGAAGUGAGUGAGAUCUGCCAAGUGUAUGCUCCCUUGAUUGAGAAGAAUGCCAAGAGUGAAGUCAAAGUCAUUUCAUCAGGAAAAACCUUUGUAAACCUUAAGGCAACAAUGUUAAGGACAUAUGGCCCAUCCAUUAGGCCUGAAAAUAUCAUUGCCAUUUCAACAUCCUGGGAAAGUGCAGCUAAAGCCAUGCUGGCCAGGAAGCUGAAUAUGAAUGCAGCAGGAGUUAGAGAUGUGAUUGUUUGGGGCAAUAUUACUGGGUCUAACUACAUUGAUUUGUCACAUGCAAAACUUUAUGGAUAUGACUGUGCUAUUCGGGGCCCUCCUAAUUUUCAACGUCCUUUGUUGAAUAUGAUUUAUGAUAGCGAAUGGCUGCAUUCAGAAGUGCUGUGUGCACAGAGCACGCUGAGCUCCCGGGUGUCCCAUUGCACAGGGAUGUUACCUGCCCAUGCAAUAGCCACGGUACUGCGGUACUGGUACCAUGCCUCUCCUUCUGAGGAGAUCAUUUCUGUGGGAAUACUCAGUGAAGGUCAGUUUUGCAUUCCUGAAGGAAUUAUCUUCUCUAUGCCAGUGAGGCUCCAGAAUGGUAAUUGGGAAGUCAUGACAGAAUUAGAAAUUAAUGAAACGACCCGAAAAGCUCUAGGACGCUUAUCCCACGAGCUGGUUCAGGAAAAGCUCGUUGCACUAAAGGAAAUAAAUGAAAUGCAUCCAUAUGAAGCAGAAUAAAAACUCCACAUCUUCUCCCAAGUGUUUCUUUGCUGCUUUUCCUAUUAUUUUGCUUUUCAAGUUCUCUGUCCUCAUUCAUCAAAAUAAGAACAAAUGAACUCUAAAGCAUGUUUUAGUUUGAGGUUUUUUUUUCACUUUUUCUCUAUUUUCAGGUUGUGAAAUUCUUGCACUUUUCCAGUGUUCUCACAAUUUCUUUCUAGUUUUCAUUCCUACAGACCGUUUCCCUAAUUUCUUUUCUUUCUCCCUUCCUUCAGAUUCUUUCCAGUACUUUUAUAUUAGCCUGUUAUUUACUAUGAGCUGUUCUUCACCAUUAAGGAUGGGCUGAAGAAUGGGGAAAAUAUUUUGAGUUGGAUACCCAGACCUUCUACUGAGCACAAAGCCUUUUGUUAUCCAUACUUGUUUUUUUGGGAAAGGACUAAAGACACAGUAAGAUAUUCUUGAUGAAUGCAGAAUUUAAUUAUUUGGCUAACCAUGACCUUGUUUAACCCAGACAGGGAAUUCCCAGUUAGAUAAGAGCAUCCUUCCCUGUCUGCUCUCUACCUGUAUGGCACUGCUGCUCUGUAGAGCUGUCCCAUUCCUCCUGUGUCAGCGUUAAAUGCUAAGCAGAGGUCUUCCCACUGCUAGCAGCCAUGUGCUCAGUUGUGGCCUUCUCUUGUGAUGUCACUAUCAGGUGUUCAAGUAUUCCCAAAGUGCCCUGCUUUAUCUCCUUGCAUGUGGAAGUACUUUAGGAGGCUAGCAAAAAUAGCUCAUGUUUUGCUUUUUUUUUUAAUCACAGAAAUGGAAAUCUUGCCUACUGGAUCACUUUAGCUAGAGUUGUCUGGAGGAGAAAAUGCUGGAAAGUCCCAUAUUAAAUAAGGUUUCCAUUGCCCAAAAGAGCAAACUAGAAAGAAAGUCUAAGCAUUGCUGUAGCUUUUGCUGUAUUUUCCUCAUUUAAAAUGAGCAUAAGAAAUCUCUAGGUGAAAAAGUAUUUCAAAACCAGUGAAUGUAACAUUUUUAACCUGUAGGCCAAAGUAAAAUUCCUACUGAUUUUAUUGAGUUUAAGAUUUCAUUUGCAUCCAACCACUUACUUCUUCAGACCAAGAAACUAUUGCAAAAACAGUUUAAUGCCUUAAAUGUUCAUAUGGAAAUAUUGAGCAGAACUCUCUGUCACAGAGUAGAAGUUUUGUAAUUCCAAAUAUUUUUUUCAGAGGUACUGAAACACAGUACUUUUGUAAUAAAGUAUGAUUUUAGGCAAAAUUGAUUUUUAAAAGAAAAAUAUGUUUAUACAUUUCCUUAGUGGCAAGUUCAUCUUUGUUUCCGUGUUAUCCUUAUUUAUUUAAUGAGUUUCAAGAGAAUACUCAUGUGUUUUAAGUCAAACAUAAUUAAAUUCUUGUUUAAACAGAAUUGUUGCAGAACCACUUUUACUUGCAUCUUUGGUGUCUUAAAUUAUGGAGAUUGUGUUAAUGAAAUGUUCCUGUACUUGCUAAUUUUUUAUCACAUAUGUUUGAAACAAAAGAGAAAGCUUCCUGUUCUUUGAAUCAGUUACAUACAGUUGCAAUAAAUUCCUUAUUUCUGUUCAAAUGGAAGUUCAAGCUCUGAAUAGGGGUAGACUUCCUAUAUGAGGAAACUAAGAGAAGUUACUGGCUGAUUAGAACAGGAGUGGGAGGGAUGUCAUGCUGGUCUUACAAAGAGGAGCUCAGAAAGCUGGGGUAUCACAAGGGAUCUGGAGGAAUCUGGGGUUCUAUGCAAAGUGUAUAUGGGAUAAGCAACAUUUAGAGGAACUGAGAUAUUAUUGUAAGUAUCCUCAUGGAAGAGUUCACAUGGAAAUUGUAGAGGUAGGUGUUGCAAAAAGUCUUGAAGAGAAGGGUUAGGAACCAUUCAUUUCAUGGGAAGUAGUCUCCAGGGAAUUAGUUUCCAGUAUGCACAGAAGACUGGCUGAGUUUUCUGAGGAGCAUCUAGAGGAAGAUGUCUCAGGAGAAAAUAGCAGGGAGGAAUGCUACCAGUCAUCUCUACAAACUACCUGUUUUUCUAUAAUUCCUUUUCCAAGAUAGAAAAGUUAGAUUUUCUAAUGUGUAUUUACAUUUGGGCUUUUUCUAUAUGAAUAGGCUUUAGCAAUCUUACUCUUUGAAUUCUUUUAUUCUGCCAGUGGAGACAGUUCAAACAACCUGCAGUUCAAGCACCAGCACUGCACAGCUGUUAAUGAGAGAGAAAAUAACUCUUCCUGCAAUAUAUAAGUAGACUUAUCUGACUUCUGAGUCACUAGCUGAAAACCUCUCUUCUCAGAGACUGGGAGCAGAAAGAAAAAGCUGCUCGGGAUGUCUUGUGUAUCCUAAAUUAUUCUAACUGGAUUUGUUUAGUGCUGUGCAGGGAAAUUCAGGUCUUUCCUCAUAGAAGCAUAAGUGAAUACAAAAGCUUUUUUCCCUAGCUUUUGUUUAGGAGAAAAAGAAAGAAAAAAAAAAUAAUAGGAAAGCUAAAAUAUGGUAACAUAUUCAAAAUUGGUUACAGCUGUAAAACAGCAAUUGACUUAGUCAUCAGUAAGUUUGGGUUUUCUAUCAGUAAUGAGGAAUUUCUGGGACACAUUUUUUCACAACUCUCUAAGCCAUGUUAUGCAGGUUAUUCACAGUAUUGAUGACUUCUUCUACCUGGGUGUUAUGGUAACUGUUGAAAAAUUUAUGAAAAGGGCUUUAAGUUGUAUGUGUCUUACAAAUGUUAUAUAUAGACUCCUCAUAAACCCUAAUAUUUGGGUGUACUGAAGAUCUUUGUGGUUGGUCUGAACAAUUCUAGUUCUAGGACAUUACCACUAGGGCUUACUAUUUUUCUUCUUUGUAUAGCUGCCCCAACUCUUUGUUACAGCUCACUGUGCUUUCUGCAUUAGUGUCAGCUUCUACCUCAUUUGCAGUCUCUAUAGCAACAGUUUCUCAGCAACUGGGAGAUGCCUAGUAAAGGCCUCUCAAUUUAGAAAUAUUGCACUCCAACCAUAAAAAAAAAAAGCUGUGAAACAAAGAUCAAAGAAGUUUUAUCUUUAAUAAUUCAGGAUAUUUAUUACUAAUUAAUUAGUGUUCUCUGUUUUGACUGCUUAGACAAUUACCUGAUACUUUGAUCUGGGCCUUUGCUAGGCAUUUGUUGUGAGCAGCUUUAAUUUAAAAGCAAAACCUUUAGAACUGUGUCUUGAAGUCAACUUUUAAGUGCUGUAAAACUACUGGACUUCUCUGGUGUUGCCAUCUGACUUCUGGACCUUCAGUAAGUAAUGAGAGGAAGGUAAGUGCAGCUACUGUAUUUAAGAGGAGACAAUAAUUUUGGCCUUUGAAUAAAACAUAGAAUGUCUUCAUCCUUCACAGGAAACAAAAGUAAUUGUAGGUUCUUUUAUGCAUAUUUAAGAUGUUGAUCAUAUGUUGUCUGAUUUCAAAAGAAAAGUCUCUGUGAUCAAGUUGAUUGAUCUGCUGGGAGGUUUCUGCCUUACUUCGUGGGGCUUGUCUUUCUCUGUACUUUAAUUUAAUUAUGUAGCAUCUUUCAAAAAGCAUUUUAUUUGCUAAAGUACAUAUUCUGAGAACCUGUAUGUCAAAUAAACAAGCUAUAAGUAAUCAAAUGUUACUUUUCUUUCAUAAUUCCACUAAUAGUCAAGAAAAAGGCCAUCCUUACUCUGCACAUAAGAGUAUUCAUGUUAAUGGGACCAGGACUGUUAACUGUAACAAUGUAUUUUCUGAACAUUUGUACAUACUUUUAAUUUUUUUGUUUGUUUUCUUAAGUGUUUUUUCACUAUUAAAGCACACAAAUAACUGAAAUAUAACACACAGGCUGAAAUAGUGUAUCAAUUGGCAAAGUUACUUCAAAUUUCAUGGGCAGCAGAUACUGCUUCUGCUUUCACAUUGUGUUCAUGUGCUAACACUGAAAUAGAUUCUCUUUGUUUCACCCAGGCACUCCUACUGCAGUCAAGAUCUGGACUGGACACGGAGUUUUGUGAAUGUAGACUGUACAUACAUUAAUAAUGUCUUCUGUAACUUUUUGGAAGGAGGGUUCAUAAAUAUGAUGUUGUACAAUAAUGGCCAGAAAUACGUGGUUGACUUUGAGACUAUGAAUACCCUAGUACAAGACUAUAGGGUGGUUUUCCAUAUGGGUAAUUUAGAUGUUAAACAUUGUUGUGUUGUACUGGACAGAGAUCUGGUCAUCUUACAGUAAGUAUCAAGCACUCAUAGAUUAUGCAUGCUGUAUAACUCAAGAAGUCAGUGGAUCUGUCCUUAUUUGAGUGAGCCAAUUGCAAUGAAUUCUAAUGCCAGUGAGUUUAACCUGGAUAUUUUUACAUUUAUCCCAUCCACUUUCUUUAUUUAAUGUGCCUCUGGUACAGAGAAAAUAAAGGAGGCAAGCUGUGUAUUUCUAAGUCUACCUUCUAGAUUGCUACAUGUAGCUUUUACCAAACACUUGUGUUCAAUUCAUUGCUCUGUGUCUUCUGAUUUCACUGAUUUCCAUACAUGAACUUUUCUGUCAAGUUAUGCAGAGGCUCCUACUACUGCAGCUAUUUUAGGAACAGUUGUAUCAUAUUUUUGUAUAUAUUGCAUAUGAAUACAUAUCUGUAGGCAAACUUAUGUGCCUGUGUAAAUGCUGGGCAGAGCUGUAGUUUUGCAGAACCCUUAGUAAGAAAGAAAAUAGAAUAGUGGAAAAGAAACAUAGUGGUAUUUUUUUUCAAACAAUGACUACAGUAAAAACUGGCAUUGUAGUCUUGAAUGAAAAAGACUAUUAAAGCAAAUCUGUAUCUCAGUAUUUUAAGCAUCUAAAUUUAGGUUAUGACUGAAAUUUAGGGACUGAAACAAAAAGUUGCAACUUUCACCAAUUAAAAUGGUGAGGAGCAUAUUUAUGGUAGACUCAAUAAUUUUAGAUCAUUGAAUAUUUAUGCUUCAUAAAUGGCCAGUAUUCUGUCAUGUUUAUGAUCAAUGAUUCUAACUGAAAAAAUGUAAGAAGUGAACAUUUGUUUAAGUUCAGAUUUAACACCAAAUUUAUUAAGUUUUAGAUAAUUUCCAACUAUUUAAUUUUUAUUUAUUUUAGCAAACUUGCCCUUUGUUCUGCACAAUAAGCCAUAUAGAUGGCCUUUGGAAUCUUCUUAGAUCUAUUAUACCUAGUGUUUUGCAACUGCAGUGUUAGCUGAAAGAUAGUUACUACAGUUAAUUCAUAUUUUUAUUUCUGUGAUUGGAAAUAUAAUGUUGUUUAGAGCAUUAGUGAAAUAAAUCCUGAGGGGAGACAUUCAGUUUCCAUUAUUACAGUGACAUAACUACUUUUGCUUUCACAGUUGUUAAUGUAAGUAGGUUCAUGGUUAAGCUUCCUUUUCCCCUUCCAUAUCAGCUCAAUAAGAAAUAAUGUCAGCUCAGCCUAAAACUUUAGUUUUGCUUGAAAAUUUUAGAAAAUACUUUUGAGUAAUUGCAAUCAGUGAAUCUUAGGAAGAGUCUGGUGCAGAUAUGCCCUCUGUGACCUGAAAUUGUACACUAUGGACCAUAUGGUAAUCCUGAAUGUAAAUACUGGGCUCUUAAUAGUGAAAGAUCUCAUUUCCUGUACUUAAAACUGUUUUGAGGAUUGAUUUUGCCCUGCUACCAUUUUGCAGUUACUUGAAUUACUCCUAUUUUAUGCUGAGCGCAGAACUUGCAAUUUGCUGGCAUUUCUCUGCACGUGGCACCAAAACUAUUUUGUUUAAUGUAAUUCUGUUUAAUUUAAUUUCUGAAAUGCAUCCAGUGAAUUGUUCAGAUUAAAAGGUUUAAUUUGAAUGGUUCAAUAUGUCUCUGUCUAGAAUAUGUGGUUUUACACUUUGGUUUGUUGUGUUAUAGAAUGCCUAAUGCCAUCUGUUAAUUUCAAAUGGAUCCAGAUUUGCAGGGUAAGGAUUUUUCAUAUUUUUCCCCAACUUUUCUCAAAAGGCAUUUCUAUGUCUUUUUGAACAGAAAUUACUGAA